AGGUGAGAAGUGAGAGUAUGCUUAUUCAUUCCUGGCCAUUCCAAUUUAAAGGAUUAACGAGUGUGAGUGUCUGAAUUGGGGAAUUAUGUUAAAGUAAUGAAAAACAACAGAAAAUUAGAGAUAUAGAAUUCAUUCAUUCAACCACCAAUCAAAUUACAACAAUGUUGUAUAGAUCAACAAGAGAUUCUUUAAGAUCAAGAAACUCUAAAUCAAAAUCAAUCUCAAUAAGAAGAUUAUGUUCACGAAAGGUGAUGAUUUUGUGUCUCAUCAUUGUAGCUAUAUUGCCACCAAUCUUCUUCCAUUUCCGUCUCCGUCGUUUUCAUCAGAUUCAACUCAAGAGAUGUGGUUGGGUUAAUAAUCCUCCUCUUGUUUGUGCUCACGGUGGUGAUUCUUCCAACGCAUCACCUAACACCAUGGCCGCGUAUCGAUCUGCUCUUCAAUCUCGAGUUGAUUGUAUUGAGAUUGAUGUCUCUCGUUCUUCAGAUGGAGUUUUGUUCGCUCUACAUGACAGGGAUUUGCAGCGGUUGUCUGGAAACACUAGUUCUAGAGUUGGUUACAUGAGCUCAAAACAGAUAAGAGAGCUUAGUGCUUCACGCCAAUCUACUGAGAAGAUUAAUGAUGAAAUUAUACCCACAAUUCAAGAUGCUCUGACUAUGACUGCAAGUUCUGUGCGGCAGAUAAUUCUAGAUGUUAAAGUUGGACCCCCGUUGUAUGAGAAAGGGCUCGCCAAUGAUGUUCUCUCUAUUGUGGAGGAGACAGGGUGCAGAAACUGUCUCGUAUGGGCUAAAAGUGACAAUUUAGCAAGGGAUGUCAUUAAACUCUCAUCAGAAGUUGCGGUUGGCUAUAUAGUCAUGAGGGAACCUUCUACAGGGGCUAGAUCAAAAUUGUUGCGGAUGAAAGGUGCUGAGGUUGUUGGUGUCUACCACCCAUUGAUUGAUGAAAAGCUUAUGAAAGUUUUGCACAGGAGGAGAAAAAGAGUGUAUGCUUGGACUGUUGAUGAUGCAGAAUCCAUGCAAAAGCUAUUAUUUGAGCAUGUUGAUGGCAUUGUUACGAGUAACCCAACUUUACUUCAACGCCUAAUGCAGGAUGGCAAAACACAAUGUCUCGAAGAAGGUUAUUCAUUACCAGCCUAACAUUUGUUUCAAGAAUGUAUACCUCUUCUUCAAAGAUUCAUUGUACAUUGUGAUUCAUUAUUCUCUUGUUUACAAAUUGAUAUUGUGCUUGGAGAAAAAGGAAGAAGAGUUGGUCUCUUUCCAAUUGCAACAUGCAACACUCGUAACUCAAUUUCUUAAACUGUUUAGCUUGUUUUCAAAUCAGAUUAUAUAAUAAUAUCUCCCACUA
Molecule: messenger RNA, 1341 nt
Organism: Medicago truncatula (barrel medic)
Lineage: Eukaryota; Viridiplantae; Streptophyta; Magnoliopsida; Fabales; Fabaceae
Product: glycerophosphodiester phosphodiesterase GDPD4
Exons: 7
Coding region: 162-1133 (323 amino acids)
Biological process (GO): lipid metabolic process
Molecular function (GO): phosphoric diester hydrolase activity
Source: RefSeq, a predicted model, not a curated record